Molecule: messenger RNA, 948 nt
Organism: Fonsecaea pedrosoi CBS 271.37
Lineage: Eukaryota; Fungi; Ascomycota; Eurotiomycetes; Chaetothyriales; Herpotrichiellaceae
Exons: 1
Coding region: 1-948 (315 amino acids)
Source: RefSeq, a predicted model, not a curated record
AUGGCCGAGGUGGAAGAAAACCACUCGACACUGGUGAAUCCCAGGAGGGCCGAGUCCCCUCAUUCGACGCCGUCGCCCCCGGUCCACAGUCCACACUCGUCGUCGCCCAACACCACGAUGACGACACCGGACCAGUCGCCCGGGAACGACGAUGAUAUCUGGGACACGUCGUCGGACCAUGAACACGCCCCGCACGCGGCGGCGACGGCGGCGGCACUGACAGGCGGGGCGUCGGAUUUCCCGGCCCAGUCGUCAACAGACACGUCCAGCCACGGACAAGGAGGGGCGGCGAGGAUCAGGCGAGAAGUCAUCCUGAGCGAUGUCCCCUCGCUGCGUCGUCAGCACAUGACGGACGGAUACCGCGAGGGCCUCUCGGUGGGAAAGGCGCGGGUCAUGCAGAGUGGUUUCGACGCGGGAUACCCCUUGGGGGUGGAGGUCGGACUACGCGUGGGCAAAGUGCUGGGGGUUCUGGAGGGCGUCGUCUCAGCCCUGACCACCAAGCCGGCGCGGUCGAGUGGUAAACCGGUCGGCGAAGCGGGGUUGGGUUCUUCUACAGCGACAGGUUCAAACACCUCGCUACCAGGUAUUGAAGGGCCGCAACACGGCGUCGUCGAUCGAGAAGACGAGCCCCACGGUCUCAACACUUCUCGUCCCGCCCCAGGGGAUGACGACGACCUGACUUUUGUCCGAAACCUGUAUACUCGGGCCCAAAGGGAGCUGAAGAUUUCAGAACUGCUAAAGGGCCUGGACGAUGAGAAGAUUGCCUCGAUUCCGGAUGCCGCCAUCAAUAGUACCAGUGGCGGUGACGGUGACGGCGGAGGAGGCAUGGAGCACAAGCAAGCUGAGAGAGCAGCACCACCACCACCACCACCAUUGCCCACGGAGAUCGAGGCUGUCCUGGUAAAAUGGGAACGAACUGUGCUGGGCGCGCUGAGAAAGAAUGAUUGA